ACAUUUUGCAUUCAUUAUAAAAAGACGUACGCUUGGCUCGAUUUCCACAACACCAGAGGCGGCUUUUGGCAAGAAACAGGAAAAGCGGUGAAGUAACGCGAGGAAGAGUUAACCAGAGAGUUUUUCAUCUUCUAUAAGAAGCACAAGACUGAUUUCUGACUGGUUCACUCUGGUUUCACUAUCUUCGAGAAGCGAGUGAGGAAUUCUUGUUGAUAUUGAACGCAACUCAGACCCGACAAACGCGCCAAACAUGCCGCCGUGUCACGCAACAACCGGAAGUGGCGAGCCGCAAGUCAUGCAAUCCACAUCUGAUGACACCAAAAACGAACACGGGAAAACCUUGCCAUUCAAGCCGAAAAUCGUUUGGUUAAACGUGGGUUUUAUUCUGGUUCUUCACGUCAUGGCCUUCUAUGGGAUAUUUCUUCUUCCACAGCUGAAAUUCUGGACGAUGAUUUGGACGAUAGCUUGUCACUUUGCCGGCGGCUAUGGCGUGACAAUAGGUGCGCACCGACUGUGGGCUCACAGGACCUUCAAGGCAAAAUGGCCGCUUCGCUUCGUGAUUAUGCUAAUGAACAGCAUGGCUGCGCAGAACGACAUCUUCGAGUGGUCACGUGAUCAUCGCGUGCAUCACAAGUACUCGGAGACCGAUGCUGACCCCCAUAAUGCAAAGCGCGGGUUCUUUUUCUCUCACGUGGGCUGGCUGAUGCAGAGAAAACACCCGGAUGUGAUACGGAAAGGGAAAGGGAUUGACCUCAGCGACUUGUACGCCGACAGCGUGGUCAUGUUCCAAAGGAGGCAUUACAAGAAAAUCUCCAUGUUGAUGUGUGUGCUUAUCCCUACGCUGGUACCCAGUCUCUGGGGCGAGUCUCUGUGGAACGCCUAUUUCACAUCAUUCGCACUCCGUUACGUCAUCACCCUCAACGUCACGUGGUGUGUCAACAGCAUCGCGCACAUGUGGGGCGACAAGCCUUAUGACGUCACCAUUAACCCAGCAGAGAACCUCUUCGUUACCUUGGCAACGUCAGGCGAGGGUUACCAUAACUACCAUCACACUUUUCCCCAGGACUACGCGGCUAGCGAGUUUGGUACUCGCCUCAACAUGAGUACGAGGCUUAUUGAUAUGUGGGCCGCGAUGGGACUAGUCAGCGAUCGAAAGGUGGUCCCCAAGGAGACGAUUCGUAAGAGGAUGAUGCGGACUGGCGCGCUAAGGAGCUUGGGAGAAAACUGUGAAGAGGACUAAAUACUUAUCAGACUUCUAACAUCUAUACUCAUACACGCAUUUGCAAUUAAAGAAUAUAACUUAUUGGAUAUAUAGAUUUUUUGUAUCAUAGGCAUGACUUUUUCAUAUCAAGUCCGGAUAAUCAAGAAAAAAUAAUUUAUUUAAUUUUGCUGAAUUUGUAUUUUGCGCCCUAAUGUGCAACGGCUUAACCGUGGCCACAGUUUUCAGAAACUAACAUAACGAUGCGGGAGACGUACUUUUUGAUUGACAUUCACUUCAAUUAGCCAAUGAAGAGCUCAGGAAGCCAAUGAAGUGCCCAGAGGCUCGCUUCGAAAUGAGAAUGAUGUAACUAACGUCAGUGAUAUUGAUAAGCUAUUGUUGUUAUUUAUUUUCGUUGGUUGCCAUGGUAGCCUGCGUUGUACUGAAAGGGGCUUUCGCUUUAAAAGGAGUAUUUGGGUAUGGGAGUCUAUGAAAAAAAUAAAAGAAUUUCAUAUUCUUGUA
Molecule: messenger RNA, 1720 nt
Organism: Nematostella vectensis (starlet sea anemone)
Lineage: Eukaryota; Metazoa; Cnidaria; Anthozoa; Actiniaria; Edwardsiidae
Product: stearoyl-CoA desaturase 5-like
Exons: 3
Coding region: 251-1240 (329 amino acids)
Biological process (GO): unsaturated fatty acid biosynthetic process
Cellular component (GO): endoplasmic reticulum membrane
Molecular function (GO): iron ion binding; stearoyl-CoA 9-desaturase activity
Source: RefSeq, a predicted model, not a curated record